AUGAUCAAAAACACAAUGCACUCUGUGGACGACCGGAUUGAAGAGAUGGACAUGAAAUACAAGAAGAUAGUGGGAAAUCUAGCUGCAAAUUUGGCUGCCACAACUCUAAAAGUCAAAUCAAGAUACUUCCAUAGAAUUGGUGUUAGUGGAAAAGGCCAUUUGAAGAUCUAUGACAACAUCAUAAAUUGGCCAAACAAUCACAAAAUCUUCAGCCCUGGCAAAACCUACCCUGUCAUUAUCCGCCACAGCAACAGCCUAAGCGCUGAUGACGACGCAAGAAUCGACGCGCGUGGAGCAGCCAUACGAAUACUCUCAGAUGAACCAAGCAGCGAUAAGGACGCCACCCUCCUUGACCUGACAUUGAAGACAGGCAAAGCAUUCUACGCCCGGUCAAUCUCCGAUUUCGCGACGUGGCUGGUGUGCGGCCUUCCUGCGAGAGAAGAGCACGUCAAGCGAGCGCCUCACGUGCGCGAAGCAGUCUGGACAUCGCUGCGAAACGCAGACUCCUACACGCAGCUGCAUUACUACUCCAACAUCUGCAGGCUGUUCCGGUUUUCGGAGGGACAAGAAAUGUACGUGAAGUUCAAACUAAGGCCUUAUGAUCAAACCAUUGGAGAAGGCUCCGGCAAGGUUGAGCCUAUCGGGAUUCUCCCGCCGGAGACCGGCGCAAUUCCCAGAAACGAAACAGACACACGUCCUCUGCUCUUCCUUGCAGACGAUUUUCGCAGCCGCGUGGAAUCCAAACCCGGUCUCCGCUACGUGUUUCAGUUACAAUUCCGACCGGUUCCGGACGAUGAAAACGCACGUGAACUUGCACUCGAUUGUACCAACCCAUGGGAUGAAACUGAGUUUCCAUACAUUGAUGUUGGUGAGAUUAACAUCAGUGAGAAUUUGUCCGCAGAAGAAUCAGAAAAGCUUGACUUCAAUCCUUUCCUCCGUAGUCAUGAAGUUGACGUCAUUCGCGCCACGUCAUGUUCUCAAAGUGCUUCAAUUGAUCACGGCCGUUCAUUGAUCUAUGAAAUCUGUCAACACUUGAGAAAUGGCCAACCUCUUCCGGAAGCUUGGAGAAUGUUCUUGGAACAAUCUGAUGUGAAGGUUGAUUUAUCUGGUUGUCCAUUAAUGGGUGCAAGUGCAACAACAUUAAUGGAUAAGAAAGAUGAGGAAAUAGUGACAUUGGCAAGAACUUGGGAUCAAACUCUUUGGGCAACUUUUAUUAAGGUUGGGGAAGGUGGGUUUGUGGGGAGUAGAGCCGUUGCUAUGCCGGGAGUGAGGGUGGAGAGCGGUGGAUGUCUAAGUGCUCUCUCUCUUGCCAUGAAAGAAGAAGUGAUCAAGUCAAGGUGA
Messenger RNA from Morus notabilis, 1341 nucleotides. Its product is annotated as linolenate 9R-lipoxygenase-like. Gene Ontology annotation, molecular function: heme binding; catalase activity. Lineage: Eukaryota; Viridiplantae; Streptophyta; Magnoliopsida; Rosales; Moraceae. Bases 1 to 1341 code for a protein of 446 amino acids. Gene Ontology annotation, biological process: response to oxidative stress. The record is from RefSeq and is a predicted model, not a curated record. The transcript is spliced from 2 exons.